GCGGCCGUUUAAAAGAAUGGUAACGCCGACUCUGUGAAGCAUUUUUCAGCACACCUUCCAAAAAAAAAAAAUAUCUAAGAACCAAAAAAAAAAAGAGAAGAAUCUCAGAGUAAUAUGAGCUUCUCCUACAAUCCCAGGAACAAGCAAAUCCUCCGAUCACGGUGCUAGAUUUUCAACGGAGAGGAAACUUGCAAUGGAAAGCACCGAUUCUUCCGGUGGUCCUCCGCCACCUCAGCCUAACCUUCCUCCAGGAUUCCGGUUUCACCCAACCGACGAAGAGCUCGUCGUUCACUACCUUAAACGCAAAGCCGCCUCCGCUCCUUUACCCGUCGCCAUCAUCGCCGAAGUUGAUCUCUACAAAUUCGAUCCAUGGGAACUUCCCGCUAAGGCUUCGUUUGGAGAGCAGGAAUGGUACUUCUUCAGUCCAAGAGAUCGGAAGUAUCCGAACGGAGCGAGGCCGAACAGAGCGGCGACGUCGGGAUACUGGAAAGCGACGGGAACUGAUAAGCCGGUGCUUGCCUCCGAGGGGAACCAGAAGGUCGGCGUGAAGAAGGCUCUCGUCUUCUACAGUGGCAAACCUCCAAAAGGAGUGAAAAGCGAUUGGAUCAUGCAUGAGUAUCGUCUCAUCGACAACAAACCAAAUAACAGACCACCUGGAUGUGAUUUCGGCAACAAGAAAAACUCCCUUCGGCUUGAUGAUUGGGUGCUAUGUCGAAUCUACAAGAAGAACAACGCAGGUCGACAUGUGGAUAACGACAAGGAUCACGAUAUGAUCGAUUACAUCUUCAGAAAAAUUCCUCCGUCUAUAUCAAUGGCGGCUGCUUCCGGACUCCACCACAAUGUCUCCCGAUCAAUGAAUUUCUUCCCGGGGAAAUUCUCCGGUGGUUACGGGAUUUUCUCCGACGGCGAUCCAGGUUUGUACGACGGCGGCAUGAUCAACACCAUCGGUACCGACUCAUUGAAUCACAGUAAUGAUGCCGGCUCCAACGGCAAUACUGACGCCGUGGGUUUGAAUCCCGCUUCUUCCUCUGGACCAAUGAUGAUGGCGAAUCUGAAACGAGCUCUUCCGGUGCCGUUUUGGCCUGUAGCGGAGGAAGAGCACGAUGUGUCACCGAGCAAACGUUUUCAUGGCGGAGGAGGAGGAGGAGGAGACUGUUCGAACAUGUCAUCUUCGAUGAUGGAGGAGACUCCGACAUUGAUGCAACAGCAAGGUGGUGUGUUAGGAGACGGGUUAUUCAGGACGACGUCGUACCAAUUACCUGGAUUGAACUGGUACUCUUCUUAAGUCGAUCUGUGUUUCGCUCGCCGCCGGUGUGAAAAAUUUUCCGGUGAGAGUGAAAAAAAUUCAGAGCAGCGAAUAUUCCGAUUGGUGGGGUCGUUUGCAUUAUAUAAAAUUUGAGAUUUGUGUAUAUGUUUUGGGGUUAAUUAAUUUGGUCAUUGGAGAUUUGGUCAUAGGGGUUAGAGGAAUGAGGCUUAGAGAGACGGAGAAGCGCGAGGCAACAUAUAGAAACAUAGGAUUAUUACAAAAUAUACUGUUUUCUUAAUUUACAUUAUGAAAUGUAUAAACCAUAUACUUAGAUGUUUAUAUAUAGAUUGUAUAGAUGCAUAUAGUCCUCUCAAUGGUAUUUGAGUUUGUAUUUUCGUGUAAAGGAAAUGAUUAAGAAAAUGAAAAAAAAAAACUAGUUGUGUAACUGUGUAUGUUCUUCACAUUUAUCAGUGUUAGUUUUGAUAGUUUAUGGACUCGAUAAAUUUAAUUGAUG
Thlaspi arvense is the source of this 1760-nucleotide messenger RNA. Lineage: Eukaryota; Viridiplantae; Streptophyta; Magnoliopsida; Brassicales; Brassicaceae. The record is from the annotation of a GenBank genome assembly.